Messenger RNA from Periophthalmus magnuspinnatus, 3951 nucleotides. It is a transcript of the gene aass, whose product is annotated as aminoadipate-semialdehyde synthase. Gene Ontology annotation, cellular component: cytoplasm. Bases 129 to 2924 code for a protein of 931 amino acids. Gene Ontology annotation, molecular function: saccharopine dehydrogenase activity. The transcript has 24 exons. The record is from RefSeq and is a predicted model, not a curated record. NCBI's taxonomy places the organism in Eukaryota, Metazoa, Chordata, Actinopteri, Gobiiformes, Gobiidae.
CUCUACUCUGCUGUUGUCCGUGAACUGUGCUAAUUUUACCUCCUCGGGGGUCGGCGAGGUCAACACACAGCGGUCACAAGGUGGGUGUGGCUGUACGUUUCUAUCCUGAGCAGGGAAAGGUUUCGGCCAUGUUGCGAGCACUGCGUCACCGAGGCCGUGGCACGCGGUGGUGUCUUGCGGUGCAGCGGAGGUACGAGCACCACAGGGCAGUGAUGGCCAUCCGCCGAGAGGACAUCAACCCCUGGGAGAGGAGAGCCCCGCUGGCCCCCCGACACGUCAAGGAGCUCACCCACGCAGGAGUCAAAGUUCUGGUGCAGCCCUCCAACCGCAGAGCUAUACAUGAGAAAUACUAUGCAAAGGCAGGAGCUAUUAUUCAAGAGGAUAUUUCCGAAGCCUCUCUCAUAGUCGGAGUGAAGAGGAUGCCAGAGGAUCUGGUGAUGCCCAAGAAGACUUACGCAUUUUUCUCCCACACCAUCAAAGCUCAGGAGCCCAACAUGGGGCUCCUAGAGGAUCUGUUAAAAAAGGAGGUUCGCCUGAUAGACUAUGAGAAGAUGGUAGACCCUAAUGGUUACCGAAUUGUGGCUUUCGGUCAGUGGGCUGGAGUUGCAGGAAUGAUCAAUAUUUUGCAUGGACUGGGACUGCGGUUUCUUGCUUUAGGUCACCACACUCCUUUUAUGCACAUCGGUAUGGCUCAUAACUACAGAAACGUGAGCCAGGCCAUCCAGGCAGUGAGAGACUGUGGCUAUGAAAUCUCCAUGGGACUGAUGCCUAAGUCUAUUGGCCCAGUGACAUUCUGUUUCACAGGAACAGGAAAUGUAUCAAAGGGAGCCCAGGACAUCAUAAAUGAGCUUCCUGUUGAGUAUGUUGAGCCACACGAGUUAAAAGAUGUUUCAGAAACUGGAGAUUUAACGAAAGUGUAUGCCACUGUGUUGAGUCGACACCACCACCUCAUGAGGAAAAGUGACGGCAUAUAUGACCCCAUGGAGUACGAGAAUCACCCAGAACUGUACACAUCUCAUUUUAGGACCAGCGUAGCACCGUACACCACCUGCCUGAUCAAUGGUAUUUACUGGGACCCGCACACUCCACGCCUCCUCAGACGCCUGGACGCCCAGAAGUUAAGGAGACCGCCCAAAAAUUCUACAGUGCACAACGAAGGCUUACCCGCUCUCCCCCACAAACUUUUGGCCAUCUGUGACAUAUCGGCCGACACGGGUGGCUCCAUAGAGUUCAUGACCGAGUGCACCACCAUCGACAAGCCCUUCUGUAUAUACGACGCAGACCAGCACAUCGACCAUGACAGUGUUGAAGGAAAUGGGAUCCUCAUGUGCUCCAUUGAUAACCUGCCGGCACAGCUGCCCAUCGAGGCCACGGAAUACUUCGGAGACCGCCUCUUCCCCUAUAUUUGGGAGAUGCUGCCUUCAGACGCCACCAGACCUUUGGAAGAAGAAGAAUUCAGCCCACAAGUCCGGGACGCUGUCAUCACUUCAAACGGAAAGCUCACACCCAAGUUUGCAUACAUUGACAAGCUGCGGGAGGAGAGGGAGAAGGCUCAGAUCAUGAAGAAGAGUGGGAUGAAGCGUGUGCUGAUGCUGGGAACCGGGUAUGUGUCGGGACCUGUCGUGGAGUACUUGACCCGGGACGACAAGACACAGGUCACAGUGGCCUCUGUGAUGCUGAGACAGGCUGAGGAGCUGGCAGCCAAAUAUCCAAACACCAUCCCUGUGGUGCUGGACGCGGGCAGCCAGGAAGGGCAUCUGGACUCACUGAUCAAAGACCAUGACUUGGUCAUCAGCCUGCUGCCAUACACACUCCAUCCUAUGGUGGCUAAGCACUGUAUCCAGAGGAAGAAGAACAUGGUGACUGCCAGUUACCUGAGCCCCGACAUGAAGGAGCUCGAGAGCAGUGCGCUGGAGGCUGGCAUCAUCAUAGUCAAUGAGAUGGGACUGGACCCUGGCAUAGACCACAUGUUGGCCAUGGAGUGCAUUGACCAGGCUAAUGCUGACGGAUGCACAGUGGAGUCGUACAUCUCAUUCUGUGGUGGGCUCCCUGCUCCAGAGUGCUCAGAUAAUCCUCUGCGCUACAAGUUCAGCUGGAGUCCUUAUGGUGUCCUCAUGAACACCAUCAGCACAGCCGUCUACCUGAAGGAUGGAGAGGUUGUGACUAUCCCGGCCGGUGGGUCUCUAAUGGAGUCCGCGACUGAGAUGGAUUUCUUCCCUGGGUUUAACCUGGAAGGUUACCCCAACCGGGACAGCACCAAGUAUGCAGAGCCCUAUGGGAUCCAGAGUGCCCACACUCUGCUCAGAGGAACACUGCGCUUUAAGGGUUUCUCAAAUGCCAUGAGUGGUUUUGUCAAACUGGGCCUGAUUGACAGCCAGCCCUCCCCUCUCCUUGAGCAGAAGAACUCAGCCACUGUGACCUGGAAGGAUGUCCUGUGCAGACAAAUGGGGCUGUCCUCAUCCAUGUCCCAGGAGGCUUUUGAAGACGCUGUUUAUGAGCGCAUUGGGAAAGACCGCUUCAGGAUGGACACACUCAGAUGGUUUGGGAUGCUGAGCGAUGAAGUGGUGCCUCAUGCAGACAGUGUGCUUGGAGCUUUGACCAAACAUCUGGAAGCAAAGCUCUCCUUUGCCGAGGGCGAGCGUGACAUGAUCGUGAUGAGGAACGACCUGGGGCUGAGACACCCCACAGGAGAGCUGGAGACCAAACACAUCAGUCUGGUGGUGUAUGGAGACCCCAAUGGCUUCUCUGCAAUGGCCAAGACUGUGGGCUACCCCGCGGCCAUAGCUGCUCGCAUGCUACUCGACGGUGAGAUCCGUUCCAAAGGGCUGGUGAUCCCCAUGACGAAGGAGAUCUAUGGUCCAGCUUUGGCCCGACUCAAAGAAGAAGGAAUCAACAUCAUCACAAAGUCCACACUCCAAGAAUAAACCUGCUCCAUCGGUGAACCAGUGCAAUGGUUACUCUGCUGUUUGCAAAGGAUCAACAAGUAACUGCAACCUGCUGAUUUUAAACUUUUUAUGGCUUUAUGUUCAAGUGUCCACGUUAACACUAAAAAUGCAGCAAACUGCAGAUUUAAAAUGACUGUAGCCUACAUUUGUUUCUAUCUUUAGAUUUCACUCCACAGAUAAAUCCAAAUGAAAAGGCAUUAAAAACAAUAUUUGGUUUUACAUGUAAAGUAAAUGUGAUUUUGGUUACUAAAUAUCACAUACAAUUUUGCCCAAAUUGAGCUAUAGAAAAUAAUUAGCAAAGGAAACCUAUAGUCAUCAGUGAUGCUAAUGGCUAAUGCUACCGAGUACAUGUGUUUAAACAGCUUUUAUGAAUGGUUCAUGAGGUAAAGCGCUGUCCCACUCUCUCGCAGUAGUGUAUAAAAAGUUAUUAAGCAGUAAAUCUGAUCUGUUUUGGUGUAUUUACAGGAUUUGUCUGUAAAGGAUUUGUAAAUGUACACGGUGUACAUUUUUUGUAUAUCUUGUUGUAACUAAGAUACCAAAUCUUGUUGAUUAAUAAUCAUUGUUUACAUUACACACAAAACAAAAGCUUUAAAGCAAACAUUGUGCAAUCAUGAAAUGGUGUUGUUACAAUCAUCAUGACUACUGUUAAUGUCUUCCCACAAAAGCCCCUGUACACUGAUCUUCAGUCUCACUGAAUGAGACUGUGACUAUCUGCUUAUUCAAUAGUUUGAGAAAGUUGUGCUUUUUGUUUUAAAAUAUUUAUUUCCUUCCACCAAAUGAUACUUAUUGUACUUGAAGUCGCAUUAUAAACGGUUUGUCCCAUGUUUUAAAAGGUUUCCAAAGAAGAAGCUUAUUUACAUGUAUUUUUAUAUACAUAUAUUGUAAAAUAUUUUAUAUAUGUACAUGGAUAUGGAUCAAUGGACAAGUCAAGUUCUCUGCACAGACUGAAAAUGGUCAAGAUCAUUCACUCACCAAACCAGCUGUUGUGUGACGUCUGCAUUAUGUC